Monoraphidium neglectum is the source of this 684-nucleotide messenger RNA. RefSeq lists its product as hypothetical. The record is from RefSeq and is a predicted model, not a curated record. Lineage: Eukaryota; Viridiplantae; Chlorophyta; Chlorophyceae; Sphaeropleales; Selenastraceae. The transcript has 5 exons. The coding region runs from base 1 to 684 and encodes 227 amino acids.
AUGACCCGCCUCAUCACCCUGUCAGGCAAGCUCGCCGCCAUCCUGCCUCGGGCGCAGGCUACCUUGGUGUUUAAGGCGUGCAGGAAGGCCAAGAUCACCACGUGGAAGACCAUGAAGAAGGUCCUGCGGGAGUUUGGCAAGACCAGGGACGCGCGGGGCUGGGAGCUCGCGGCCCGCGAGCUGGCGCUCUUCGUCCCGGGCCUCCAGAAAGUGGGACACGUCAGGCUCCUGGAGAUGUUCCUCGCCGCGUCCAAGUCCAAGAAGAAGGCGGCCAAGCCCACCCCGCGCAAGCGCAGCCCCAGGAUGCCUCAGCUCCCCAUGGCCACCAUCGCCCGCACCGUCAGUGCCGCCAAGGAGACCGCCGAUUUCAACACUUGGGAAAAGUUCAGCGCCGCGACCCCGCGCAAGCUGGCGCAGGCGGGCGUGGACCGGGACCUGAAGGGUCUGGUGGCCAGCGUCGAGAAGAAGAUUCCGCCCCACAGGAAGGACGUGUUCGACCAGGCGCGCAUCGAGCAGUCUGUGAAGACCUACUACCACAACCACACAGACGGACACGAGGCCGCGAUCAAGCGGAUCGGCGCGAAGAAGAAGGCGGAGCGCGCCCAGCAGCGGGAGGAGGCCAAGGCGUUUGUGGCGUCCCUCAGGGCGGACGAGGAGUCCGCCGGCUCCAACACGGACCAUUAA